This is a messenger RNA of Camellia sinensis, 855 nucleotides long. RefSeq lists its product as uncharacterized. The record is from RefSeq and is a predicted model, not a curated record. NCBI's taxonomy places the organism in Eukaryota, Viridiplantae, Streptophyta, Magnoliopsida, Ericales, Theaceae.
ACUCAGCCCUCAUCUUUCUGUUGUGUGGCCCUCUUUUUGUUGUCAUCCACCAAGCUCAAAUGGCAAAUGAAACCAAACCCACCUACUUCUCUCCCCUCCUCACCCUCCUACUCACAUUCUCCCUCUCCUUCCCCUUCCUCUCAACUACAUCAUCAUCAUCAGAACCAACAGACCCAAUUCCAACACCAUGGCCUCACCAAUUCCACUCCUUACUCUUCAUGAACCGCAGUGGAACACUCCAGAAGACAGACCUCUGGUACGACUGGCCCAAUGGCCGCAAUUUCAACAUCAUCCAGAACCAACUUGGCAACAAGGUCACCUACGACCUUGAAUGGAACAACGGCACUUCCUAUGUCUACACCUUGGAUGAUUCGGACCCAGAAUGCCAAGUGUUGCAUGUCGAGGUCGGAAUCCUCAGACCCAAUUGGCUCGACGGCGCCAACUACCUUGGCCAGCACUACAUGGAUGGGUUUCUUUGCAAUGUUUGGGAGAAGGUUGAGUUUGUUUGGUACUAUGAGGAUGUUGUCUCUAAAAGACCUGUUUAUUGGGUCUUCUAUUCAGGAUAUGCUGCACAUGUGAUGACAUUUGAGGUGGGAAGAGUGCUUGAUGAUGAGAAAUGGCAAGCCCCAGGCUAUUGUUUUGAGGAGAAACAGAGCCCACUAAUUGAACCUGUGGCUAAUGUUGGUGGUUUGAUGAUGAGAGGGGCAAUCAAUGCUUCAAUGGGGCUUUCACUGUAACCGGCUUAUAUUGUUCAGUUCCAGGUCUCUCUUCAUGAUUUUGGCCUUUUUGUAAGAGACUUGUUUCUCUUGGGUAAUAAUCAAAAAUCAAUCCUACUCGUUUCUGUGCCUCCAGCAA